Molecule: messenger RNA, 11000 nt
Organism: Manduca sexta (tobacco hornworm)
Lineage: Eukaryota; Metazoa; Arthropoda; Insecta; Lepidoptera; Sphingidae
Gene: PAPLA1
Exons: 21
Coding region: 990-8099 (2369 amino acids)
Cellular component (GO): COPII-coated ER to Golgi transport vesicle
Molecular function (GO): metal ion binding
Source: RefSeq, a predicted model, not a curated record
GCCAAACAUAAUUUCGAUGCAUUUAAAAACGACUCAUAAACAUAAAAGGAGGUUGCUGUUAAAAGUCAAACUUUUUUACAAUUUAAUUAAAAUACUUGGUAUAAACAGUUGGUGUUAUAAUACGCUAAAAUAUUCCGGUGACAAUUAGAAAAAACUGGUUGCGAAACAUCUCAACUUAAAAGGAAAUGGUGGCUAUUAGGCGGCCAAAACUAAAUUGUUAUUUGAGAUUCAAGCAUCUCACUAUAAAAGGAUGCGGUUGGUUUGAUCUUAGAGAAAAAUAAAAACAAGAUAUUCCUAAAACGUUUGGAGACAAUGAUAUGACUCGAUUAUGGGAAACAAUAUGGCGGUUUCGCGCCGAAAACGCAUUCCAUUUUUGAAAUAUUCAAACAUUAUAAAAAUAACGAUCGCAUAUCACUGUGAAUGUUCGAAAAACAAAAUUUCAAUGUCAAAUAUACAAAGAGUUGCUACUUCGUGUAUAAAAGAAGUUAGCAUGCAGGUUGCAAAUGGUUUGUCAAUAUUAGGCUUAAAUAAAAUGCCAAAUUCCAAUUUUAAAAUAUGGUUACAAAACGUGAUACCGUAUAGAGUGGUGGGUGCAAACUGGUCGUCGACAUUUACGACCAGUCUAGAUCUGAUGAUCUUGACCUGGUUGCACCGAGGAGCGCCGAGUGCGAGAUCCGAAAAACACGCUGGCUCACCAAACCGCCCACGACCACAACGUGAAUCCAAAACAUGAGCAGCCGAAACCCAAAGACGAUGACUUCGACGUCAACGAGUACUUCGCUCGUCUCCAAGGCACGAGAUACGUCAGCGCCCCCCUGAACAGCCAGAUCGAGACCCUCACCACGGAGAACUUCGAGGAGGUCAAUCUGGAGACUGCGGAGCCUGAGAGGGAGCAGCAGAGUCUGACGGCGGAUAUUGCGCAGAAUUUUUCUCAACUGCCAACCGUUUUGCCCCACGUUGCUAGUGCUGUUUUUAGCUCCUUCUCGAACAUGCUCAGCUUGAAGAGCAGGGAGGUGACGCCUGAUGAGAGGGAGAAGGAGGUGCCGCAGGUGGUUCAGGAUGUCCCGGCACCGCUGAAGGAGCCGCCUAUUGGAGGCGGUGGUAACUUCCGAAUAUCGGCGAAAAAGAAGUACGCACAGAUACCUGGUCUCAGUUCAGGGGGACAGCAGACUGGUGUCAACCCAAUUCAACCCCCCACCAUGCCAGAUAAUACUCAAAAAGGAAGCGAAUCACACAUAAACUUCUUUACGGAAGCGACGCAGAAUAUAUACCCAAAUAUUGGUUAUGGUAAUGCCAAUGUUGGUUCAAAUUUUGGAAAUCAAAACGUUUUCUCACCUAAUGUUGGACAAAUUGAAGUAAAUACGAAUGUAAAAGAUGGUUUUAAUGCAAAGGAAAGCGGGCUUAACGUGAAAGAUGAAUUUAAUGUAGCGCAAGUCAACCUUAAUUUCGCAGAACCAAAGGAAAUUGGUGCUAAUAUGUUUGCACAGAAAGAUGGAAAUCCCUUGCCACCAAGCCAAUAUCCAGUGCAAGGAUCAACGCCUGUGAUCCCUCCUCCUCCAAUGUUCUCUAAUCGACGAGAUGGCCAAUCUGCUGGCAAGUCAGUGUUACCACCAUCUGUUGCUAGGCGGAUAUCUGCUAACCAUCCGAUAAUGAAACCCCAAGUCUCUGCUACUACUGUUAUAGACAAUAUCUUUGUACCAACAUUUGAUCAAACUAACGUACAAACAUCGGCCUCACAAGCUCUGCCACCAAUGAUUCAGGAAUCAUCCAAACCGCCGAUAUUUGUGCCAACGUUCCCUGCUUCUUCGGAGAAUGUGCCCAUUAUGCCAAUGCCAAUCGGACAAUCAAAUGUAUCAUCACAGGCUCCAAAACCGCCUAUUGGGCCAUCUUUUGCACAAACCUUGGAUUCCAAUAUACAUACGUCCGAAAGUAACACAUCACAACCAGAAUUGAGUGCUGUACCAAUGUUUACACCAACAUCUAGCUUUGCAAAAGAUUUCGGACCACCAUUAUCAGGAAUAUCGGCAAAUGUAUCACAGGCCUCAAAACCACCUAUUGGUUCAACUUUUCCACCUACCUUGCAAUCCACUAUAUCCGCGCCAGAAAGUAAAACACCACGACCUGAAUUGAGUUCUGUACCAAUGUUUGCUCUAACCUCUAGUUUUGAAGACGCUCCACCAAUAUCAUCAAGUACUGGCCCGUCUAUAUUUACACCGACUUUGCCUACAAACACCUUUUCAUCUGCAAGUACUGCAACCGGACCGUCAAUUUUCACACCAUCUUUACCACCGAAAACUACGUCAGAAUCUACAUCAGCUUCUGAACAAAUACCAAUGUUUGCCGCCAAUAUAUCUGGUGCAACUGGCUCGUCUAUAUUUUCACCAACGUUGCCUCCAGCACCAGUAUCCACGGUAGCUUCUCAACCAGAAGUACCGAUGUAUAGCAACGCAACAAUAUUUGAUCCAACCAAAGCUGCUCAACCAUCAGCCAAUAUUGGACCAUCACACCAACCCGCACCUCCAACAUUUUUCAAUCCUCAACACAAACCACAAAUGACCCAAGAAAAUACUCCAGAAACCAAACCGUUGAUUGAACCGCCAAAAUCUACUGGAAUUUCGAAUUACAGGAUGACGAAAAAGAGACCUCAGUAUUACUCAGGACCUAUUGAAGGAGUCGGUGCUAUCAGUAACAAUGUUAAGCCUGUAAUACCUCCUGUUGAUGCAGGAGCUUUUCAAGGCGCUUUGUUAGCUCCAGAACCUACUCGACCAUUCCCCGUGCAGGCUUUAGAAACUGAAUCAGCUACACCUUUUGAUAUUAGCAAGCCUUUUACUCAACCGGAAUACAACACAGCGUUUGAUUUGAGUCGGCAAACAACUGAAUUAUAUGAUCAACAACCAGAGAAGCAAGAAACAAAAACAUUUGGAUUAAUCGGAUCUCUGAAAUCGAAACUUAGUUCGAUAGAUAUCAAUAAGAUACAAAAUACCGUGACAACGUUCUUCGAUCCUGCUUACAACGAGCCUAAAGUAGAAGGACAUAGUGCACGGGAAACAACCCCUUCUGAACAGAAUACGUAUCAAUCAUUCGGACAAAGUAAUUUUGAGAUAUUCGUGCCAAGCGUCGAUCAAACCAAUCAAACUUAUAAUUAUCAGAACACGAGUUAUUAUAACCAACAAUAUUAUCAACAGAAUACUUAUAAUUAUUACGAUCAGGGACAAACAAACCCUGCAGCCAGUUAUUAUCAAAAUCCAAAUUACCAAACCCAAACUAAUACAGGUCCACAGGCAAGCGCGAGUUAUACGCAACCAAUUGAUACAAACGCUGAUUAUGGACAACCGAUUGUAAAAACAGAUGCAAACAUUCAAAGUGCAGAAUUAGAAAGUCAUAAAGCAGACGUAAAAGAAAUUUCUAGUCAAAUUCUAAAGCCUAUUGAAACGACACAUUCCGAUAAAAUAGAUGAUAUAAGUAAAACAGAAGUAGUCCAAGAACAAGUAGUUGCAGCUAGUGAUUCAAAUAUUCCAGUAGAUAUACAGAAGCCAGUCCAUGACUUAACUUCAGUCAUUGAUUUCUCAGCUAAGAGUUUCUUUGAUUCACCUAUGACUGAAACGCUCAAAGAAGAAACGAAAUCUAUUGAUUUGCUGUACGCUACAGGUGAUAAAGCUGAAAAAGAUACUAGAAAUAAAGAUAUAAAGUCGAAAAUGGAUUUUACUUUCAAUGAUCUUAAUGAUAGGGGAGAAGACAAGAUUUUCGAUGAAGUUCUAAGCUCUAUAAUUGGAGAAGAGUCUCCCAUUGGAAGUAAACCACAUGCAAAAGCAGAAGGAUCUAUUAAGCCUAUAGAAACAAAACCCUUCUUCCCAGAAUUAGUCGAACCGUACCGUCCAAUGACAUUUAUAAGUCCACCGGAAGUUAAGAAAGAGAUAUUCCCGAGUGCAAGUAUUAUAAAACCAGGUCCAGACAUACAAAUACGUGAGACUAACCUUCUGGAAUCUUUAACUACUGAUGCAAUACCCAUUGUAGCUGUUUCAUCCGUUCCCCUUUUCGGCCUUUCUACAAUCAUUGCUGAUAAAUCUAAAGAACAUGCUAAAAGUGAUCUUAAACCUGCAUCCUUAUUCGAAGUUCCAAAGGAUACAUUCUUUGACAAAAACGCAAGUAUAAGCUUCUUUGAACACAUUCAACCUCCCAAAAAAAAUCCAGAAGUGCAAAGCUUAGACCAAACUUCAGCAAAUUUGGCGCAGCAUUCUGCAGAAAUGCAGUAUUUGUAUGACAAUUCCAAAGAGGAGAAAAUAAAAAGUGUUUUUGAAGAGAAAGUACCAAGUGCUCCAGAACUAUUAGAAGAAGGCGUUUCAGAACUGAGUAUAUGUGAGACUUGUCGCGAAUUCAAUAAGCCAGAAGAUAAAGAGACAGAAGAUCUAACUACACAGCUUAUUGAGAACAUUACAUCUCGCAUACAACUGUCUAAUCCAGUUGAAGCUCCUUUAACUGAAGGAGAUUCAGUUGAAAAUAGAACUGAGUUUGACAGCACACAACUGGCAGAGAUUAAGCAUAUUACAGAAGAAACUAUAGACACUAUCAACGUUCAAUCUGCUACAGAACUUCUUGAUGAUGAAGACAAGGAAAUGAAUCCUAGGAAUUAUGGGUGGAGCGAUCCUGAUUCAUAUCCUACGAAAGCCUUAUCUGACCACGAUUACUCUUUCAAACUAGAUCCAAACUCCAUAGGAUUUUUUGGAAACAACUCUUUGUUUUUCGAUAAUGUGCCGAAUAAUGCCAGUGAUGAAAUUAAAGCUGAGUUCAAGAAUUCACAUGAAGAUAUGCUGACGAGGCAAGUUAGUGUACCGUCAGCGCCUCCUGCUGAAGAUGAUACUAAAUCAGAUGAAACUGGCGGUUUGGAUGUUCAUUCUAUAGAACAAGAUGCUAAGAAAGACUUUCCUAUUUACGAAGAAUUUGUUAUAGAGCCUUCUGAGACCGAUGAUGACAAAAUUGAAUAUAAAGAAAGAGAGAAAUCAGAGGAUCCGAUUCCCGAAAUAGAUUCAUUCACAAAUCGCGUCGAGAGGUUCAAGAAAAUGGAGGAGCAUGUCGAACCGGAAGAAAUAUUCGACAAGAAAUGCCUCUUUGAUAUCAAACCUAAGAACAGUCCAGCGAUUUCAAUCGCCUCGUAUUUUGAUACGGGAAAUUAUGCAGCAGAGACACAUUAUAGGAAUUCUUUAAAUUCUCCGUCAACCAAUUUUCACUUCAGUCCCGCGAACAUCCCUAUGCGGAUCCCACCAGGAUUCGAAGAAGAGUACCACAGACGCAUGAGCGGCAUCUCUGUUCAAGAUAAAAUGGAGUUAGAGAGAUUAAAAUUAGAUAUACAUUACAUACCAGAAACUUCGACGCAAACCCCGCACACUGCUACUGCGACGUAUGUUAGCAGCCAGUCGGAAGAUACCGAAGUCGGCUUUGACAUCAAAUCUAACUUAGUGAGUCUAGUCGAAGAAGACUCAAACACUCCAACACCUACUGAAGUUACAGAGCCAGAUGAAUCGAUAAACCAACCUGUCAUAAAAGAAGAAAACGCCGCACUACCAGAUCCUAUAAACUUCUUCUCUAGCGAGCAAUCAGACGAUGCUCCAGAAACAUUUAACCGCCUAGCUAGCUACUUCUCGUCGCCAAAAGAAAACAAAUCAUUUUUUGAUUCAAACCAAAACAAAGCCAACAUAAACACAACUAAACCGCACAAGUCUUUUUUUGAGUUGAGCCAGGGUCAAAAUCAUUAUAUAGAUAGGAACAUACCGGACGAUAGGCGAGCGAUUUUAGACGUAAUGGAAGAUCUAACCUCAGUCCAAAACAUAGUAGUUACUAAAGAACAAAUAGUUAGAACUGUCAACUAUUUCACAGUAGAAUACGAUAAAGUUACGUUCGAUGAAAUCAAAACACAAAAAGACAUUGACGAUAACUUCACUUCGGUAGUUGACUGUGAAUUUUGCUUUAAAAAUACAUUGAAUAAUUUGAUAGACGGUAAAUAUAAUGUUAGGCAAUUAAUGAACGAUAGUACGGAAAGGAAAAGAGAUAGCGAAACUAUGGAAAAUAAUAAUGAAUCCAGAAAAUCGGUCACGUUGAAUUUGGAGUCGUAUGAAUUGCACGAUGACGCUAAAGAUGGAGUUACUGUUGUUCACGAGAACCGUUCCUCGUCUGAUUAUUCUCCGGUGAAAUACCACUGGUUCUACAGCGUGGAUGUCGAAGAUAAAUCAAUAUGGCGGGGCUUUUCCAUAACAGACUCCAGAGCGCUUGAAGAGGCGUACAAUAGCACUGAUCUAAACGAGGACACCGUGGUGGCGACUGAUGGUGGAAGGUACGAUGUGAAUGUGAUGAAGAGGUUGCGAACAGCGGUGUAUUGGACGGAGAAGUCGACUGAUGUUAGCAGGUGCAGCUGGUUCUACAAAGGUCCCACUGACGCCAGAUACGUGCCUUACUCCGAAGAAGUGGCGAAGAAGCUCGAGGAGGAAUACCACCACGGAAUGACGACAGGGGAGUGGCACAGGCGUCUCCUGCUCCCCAACAACGAGCUGGUGGUGAUGCACGGGCCCAGCGUGAUGGUACACUUCCUGAACAGCGGCGCUGCUGACGCCUUCAGCGCGCCACCCCUGUUCGCAUUCGGCAAGCGGGUGUACCGCAACCCGCCGAAAAUACGCGUCGCUCGCGACCAGCCCUCGAAGAUGGAUCACCUGAUUCUCCUGGUCCACGGCGCUGGAGAAUACAGGAGUCAGAAGGAGAAGAUUCAGUCCACGUCGCGUCCUCGCGUGGUCCGUCGAGGACAUGACGAGUCGGAGAUCGAGGACACGGAGCCGUCCAGCAUCGACCACCUGCUGCUGCUGUGCCACGGGGUUGGAUCCGCGUGUGACAUGCGGUUCAGGUCCGUGGAGGAAGUCGUGGACGACUUCAGAGCUACGAGUCUUCAACUGGUCCAGUCACAUUACAAGAAUUCGUAUGACAACGGUACCGUCAGCAGAGUAGAGGUGCUCCCAAUAUCGUGGCACUCGACGCUACACUCAGGGGAGACUGGUGUGGACAGGAGGCUGGCCCAAAUCACACUGGACAGUAUGCCACGAUUACGUAACUUCACCAAUGACACUGUCCUGGAUGUGUUGUUCUACACGAGUCCCGUCUACUCGCAGACUAUAAUCAACACGGUCUGCAGCGAGUUGAACCGGAUCUACAACCUGUUUGUGAAGCGCAAUCCUAACUUCACUGGUCGCGUGUCGCUCGGCGGCCACUCGCUCGGCAGCGUCAUACUGUAUGACCUGCUCUGCCAUCAAACUCCGGAGCCUCAAAAUGGCAGCCUACCGGCCAAGAAGCUGGUCAACGGCCCGACCGGAACUAGCCAGCUGAGCAUCAAGUACCCCACGUUGGUGUUCCGACCCGCCGCCAUGUACGCGCUGGGGAGUCCCAUAGCCAUGUUCGAGUGCAUCCGAGGAGUAGAGUCACUGGGUACUGAGUUCGCAUUGCCGACUUGCGAUAAUUUCUUCAACAUUUUCCAUCCGUAUGACCCUAUAGCGUACAGAAUUGAGCCGCUGAUCAACCCGCGCAUGAGGGAUGUGAAGCCCUCCCUAAUACCGCAUCACAAGGGAAGGAAGAGGAUGCAUUUGGAGUUAAAAGACACGAUGUCGCGAGUAGGCGCGGACCUCAAGCAGAAGCUGAUAGAGUCACUGCGCACCACAUGGAACAAGUGGAUGUCGCAGCCUCCCACUGACGGGCAACUAGAGAAGGUAGUUGAAGAAGAAAUGGAGAAGGAACAACUCUGUGACGAGAGUAAAGAGGAGUUCGAGAAACAGCUGGCGUCGUCCGGCAUGUCGGGCCGUCUGAACGGCGGCAGGAGGGUCGACUACGUCCUGCAGGAGGCGCCGCUCGAGCUCAUCAACGAAUACCUGUUCGCUAUGAGGAGCCACGUCGGCUACUGGGAGAGCGAAGAUACAAUGCUUCUGAUGCUGCGCGAAAUAUACGAUGCGUUGGGUGUGCAGCCUGACGGUACUUUACCACAACAGGGCAUGACUGUACAACGGACUAAGAAUGCUAGGGACGAGACAAUUAUAAUCGACCAUCCCUCAACCAGCCGUGGCGGCACGUGAUAAGAAAACAGAAUAUUCCAUUUUUUAUAUAAUUAAAAAUAAUAGAAAAUCAGUUAUGAAGACAUUAACACAAAAAUAGACUUAAAUAUCACAUUAAUAAAGUUAAAAAUGCAAUGACACCGAAUAAUUAAUGUUUUCAGAAACUAGGGAUUUGGUUUUGGUAUAAAAAAAGUUAUUUUUGAAAAAAAAUGCAAAAAACUAAUUGCACCAAUGUUUUUUUUUAUUAUAUGCUUUGUUAAUAAAAUUGUUUUUUUUUUUAGCAGCCAAAUUUAUUGUCAUAUUGUAGUAAUGUAAAAACUUAUGCUAUCAGAAUAUAUUAAAUGUUAUUUAGCUAAGAACACCGCGCAAAUCGAAAUAAAAAAAAGUAAUCAUGAAUUUUUUGCUCGAGCACUAUUUAACAAAUUAUAAUAUUUUAUAUAACGUAUUUGGUUUUUCAAGAUAUAAGCUAGCUUUACUUGAGAACAACUGGCAGUUGUCUUCCGUAACUUUUUUGUAUAAAGAUUUUUCAGUUUCACUGCCCUACUCAGUUCAUUCUAAAGAAAUAUACCUAAAUAUAGCAAUAUUUAAAUGGUUAAAAGAAGUUUAAUAAUAAAUAAAUAUAAUUCCUUACUUUGAAUCCCUAUCCAUCCGAAAAAGCCGAUUCAUUUUUUUAUGUUCAAGAUAUGUAUAAAAAAAACUUUCAAAAUAAAAAGAUAUAAUAAAUAUUGAAAAAUGUUCCUACCUUCCUUUUUGUAAAAGAUAUUUAAUUUAGAUUCGCUGGAAAAUGCUAAAAAUUACUUCCGCAGUUCUGUUAGCUCAAAACUUUGGAAUUGACUUACGCCAUUUGUUAGCUAAAAACUGAAAAUUCCUUAUGCGGUUUUGUUAGAUAAAUCUUUGAAAAUUACUUACACGAUUUUGUUAGCUAAAAACUUGGAAAAUUACUUACGUGGUUUUGUUAGUUAAAAACUUUUAAAUUACUUAUGCGGUUUUAAUAGUUUAAAAAUUAGAAAAUUACUUACGCGGUUUUGUUAGUUAAAACCUGAAAAGUUCUUACGCGCUUUUGUAAGCUAAAAACUUGGAAAAUUACUUACGCGGUUUUGUUAGCUAAGCAACUUGUUUUAGUACUAUUGUCAUCCACACAUUACUUUAGACAAUAAAUUCGAUGUUUUUAUAUAAGUAAAUUAUUUUUGAAAUAAAUCCUUAUUAACCGAGAUUUUAUUUUUAUAAACAGUUUUAUUGUAGUAUAUUAGUCAGCUGCAAAAAUGGCUGAACAUAUUUUAAACUUAUCACUUAUGUGAAGGUUUUUUAUUUAAAGUAAUAUAACUCUUAUUUAUUUUUUUGUGGAGUUUUAGUAUUGAAUUUGUUCAGCUGUGUUUGGGGUUGAUUGUACUUAACAUACCCUACGUGAUAGAUACCCUAAUUUUGGAAAACCAUGUCUUCAAAAUUGAUUUUCCACAAUAUUUAUUAUCUAUAAUAAGUAAAUAUUCAGACAUACGCAACGCACAAUCGUUUUGUCGUAUUCCCUGCGUAAUAUCUUAUAAUAUUGUAGGUAUUGAGUAAUUUCUUUCAUAUUCCAACUUCCCAUUUAAUUUAAUAACCCAUAAUUAAUUUAAUAGACCAUUCCCAAUACAUAAUCUUCGAUUUGAGCUCGACAACAAACCAAAUAAUCCAUUUCGCACCCUUAGAACUAACUGGACCUAACUGAAAAUGUAUACCUAUAUGUUUUGAUUUUAUUGAAGUUUAUAUAGUAACCUCUUUGAGCAGAUUUAAGUCUAACUAUCGGCCGUAUUGAAAACAUAAUGUUCGAUCUGACUUCGACAUCAAACCAAUUUAAAUAAACCAUUUCGCACCUUUAGAACUAACCUAACCUAAAAUAAAAUUAUAUAUGUUCUCAUUUGGUGAAAACACGUCCUUCCAAAUCAUGCUCUAUAACUCUAUGACGAGAAAAAGACAAAAUUAUAGAAUAUAAACUGAUUCUAACUUUGACGACCCUAUUCCCUGCCCUGCCCUAUUCACUGCCUUCUAUAUUGUUUUCAAAUCUUUUUUAUUAGUUUCUCACAAAUUGUAUUUUUGAGUUAGGUCACUUUUGUUCUAAAGGUGCGAUUUGUAAGCAAGUCAAAUACUUUGUUUUGAUUGCUCCAUAUUCAAUUGAAAUAACGAUUGGUAUCCUUUAAUAAAAACGGCGGUAAACAUACAGUCUUACUUUUAAAAAAUUCGCAAAGCUUAGUUUAAAACACAAAUUUACUGGAUCAGCUGUAAAUCAAAACCCGCCAGGUUUAAACUAGGAACUGGUGAUGUUUUUGACAGCUAUUUAAGCAAUUCUUAACCACCUCUUAACAGUCAAACAAGUUUAUAAGUAAGAUUGUUAUUAAGGCUAUUCCUUCAAUAUGCGAUAACUUAGAACCUUCCGAGCAAAUGCCUCUGAGCAUUCAUUCCAUAAUCUAAUCUCCAUCGAUAUAUACUACGUACUAGAUCUGGCGUUCCGAGCACUCACUGUGUUCAACUGAAAUGUACUGUAAUCUGGUAUUUGUUGCGCUUUAGCAUGAUUAAAGUUUGGUUAGACGAUAUUAAUGUUUUAACGCUGCAGGGAACUUUACUUCCAACUCCGGAUUUUGAACAAAUAGUUUAUAUGGACGUUCGAGUCUAAAAAUAUACGUCAAUGGUUCCACUCUGGCUACGAUUUUGACAAAUGAUUUAUCUAUCGAUUCGUAUUUAUUGUGUGAUAUGAUGGUUAUAUGAUAGUCUAUUUUUGUUUUGUAUCUACUCAUUACUCGACAUUGGCAAAAUCACCUAUAAAUAAACGGUGGCAGCCAUAAUAUAAGAAGAAGAUAGGCUACAUUUUUGUCAUAUUAUUGUCAAAAAAUAUACAAAUCCUUGGCAUUAUUGUUUAUUAUUCGUAUUGAGUACAGUAUACUUUCACAA